Molecule: messenger RNA, 1756 nt
Organism: Anopheles cruzii
Lineage: Eukaryota; Metazoa; Arthropoda; Insecta; Diptera; Culicidae
Gene: Sans
Product: pre-mRNA splicing regulator USH1G
Exons: 7
Coding region: 65-1552 (495 amino acids)
Molecular function (GO): protein binding
Source: RefSeq, a predicted model, not a curated record
GGGACUACGACGACGGUUCAAUGAGAGCGGAACUAAAUGCCUAUCGGUAGAAUAAGCGGAAGCGAUGUCGUCGGAUAGGAUACACCGAGCCGCCAAAGAUGGACUGCUGGACGUGUUGCGGGAAGCGACCCGUUCGGAGGCCAACGCCAAAGAUGUGGACGGUAUGACACCGGUGCUGUGGGCCGCUUUCGAGGGCCAUUUCGAUGCUUUAAAACUCCUAGUCGCGCGCGGUGGUGAUCCGGACAAGGCGGACCAGUUUGGCAAUACGGCGCUACACCUAGCGGCUGCAAAGGGUCACCUGCAGUGCGUCGACUUUCUGGUGCAGUUUGGCGUAAACAUCUACGCACUCGACAUUGACCAUCACAGUGCGCAGGAUCUGGCGGCCAUCAACAACCGGGACAACAUUUUACGCUAUCUGGACGGUGCCGCGGCCACACUAGAAGCUACCGACAGGAAAAAGGCUCACGAGUUCAAAGAGCAAGCCAAAAAGAAGUCGGAAAAACGGGCCCGCGAGUUCGCGAGCCGCCAGCAGAAGCACGACCGGGAGCAUGACGCAGGUGUCCGUGUGCGGCCGCAUCGGCCCUCGAACAUGCUGCAAGCCCUCAAACACAAGUUGUGGGCCGGAAGUCAGGGCAACCUGCUGCAGAGCCAACGGUUAACGGACCCGGUCCCACCGGCUUCUACCAAAUUCAGUGCCCUCGUCGGAGGUACCGUCACGCGCGGUGGCGGUGGAGCUGUGAAGAAGCGAACCGAUGCCCUGAAAGUGCGCCAGCAGAUGGAAAACGGAGAUUUCAAAAUUGGUGAAAUGGAAGCGAACGGCAAACGGAGCGUUCGUUCGAUACAGGGCCUGCGGCGGGACUCGGAAGUGCUGUACGUCGGAACGUACAGCUCCAAUGACGAUUCGAACGCUUCCGAGCGGCGCGGAAAACUGAAGGACGUGUUCGACGUUUCGGACUCUAACGGUGGCGGUGGUGAAGAUGACGACGCGGAUGAGGACAGUGGCAGUGGGACGAGCGGAAAGUACGGUACCAUCUCCCGGUCUCUCAGUCAGCCCGACUUUCUGGCCAACGUUACCGACGAGGUGACGGAGGAUGUGCUACUGCAGCGCCCCUCGGGAUUGUUUAGCCGUCCUUCGUUUGGCAAUCUGGCCUUUCCACGCUCGGUAUCGAACGUUUUGGCCCAGCUGGGUAACGAAAAUUCAUCCAGUGCCUCGUCGGACGGUUCGCUAAAGGCUAAGCCAACGACGAAGGGCGCGAUCAAGCCCCGCUCGCAGCUUGUGAUCUCCGACUCAGAGUCGGACGUGGAAAGCUCGGACAACGAGGAGUCCGAUUCGCUCGCGAUACUACGAUUCCUGGCGGCUUUUAAGCUGGAAGACUAUUAUCCAGUGUUCCAGAAAAACGAAAUCGACAUGGAAACCCUCAUGAUGCUCACCGAAAAUGACAUCAAAUCGUUGGGCCUUCCCCUUGGUCCAUACCGGCGGCUGUGCAACGCAAUACAGGAACGAAAGGAGGCCCUCGCGCAGCCCGGCACCAUUACCGACAGUCGGCUUUAAGUCUACGCGGCCCGAGUAACGUUCUGUAACAUAGCGCCUGUGGCGUGAAGGGGGGUCCUCUGGGGAUUCGCAUUUAAUUUGCCUGUACAGUGUGCCUAGUGCGUUAGGUUUCUCUAGUUAGUUACGCUUCUUUUAUUCGCGUACUGUUCAGCACGCGUGCUGUGCUGAAGUAAAUUAUUACGAAUUUUAUCGAACUACUUGCUA